UGCAGGAAAUGGCCGCUAAGGAAGACCAAAAGGACAUCAAGCUUCCCUCUGAUUCUAUUCCUGAAGGCUGGGUUCUGGAUACCAUGGUGAAAGAUGAUGGUACCCAAGUCCAGUGCUACCUUUGUCCACCAACUGAUCAACGUUUCUACACUUACGAAGAUCUGAUGCGAUAUGUGAGGUAUGCCAAACAGGCCAAGGUUUCCAUCUAUGCUGAUAACUUUUGGGAGACGACGGAGGAGGAAGAUGACUUUGGACCAAUCAAGAGAGGAGGAAAGAGCUCAAAUCCUUUGGAGGGCAUUAAGAUCAGAGACAUCAAGGGCAAAUCUGUUGUGACGUCUGACUGA
Molecule: messenger RNA, 344 nt
Organism: Theobroma umbraticum
Lineage: Eukaryota; Viridiplantae; Streptophyta; Magnoliopsida; Malvales; Malvaceae
Molecular function (GO): DNA binding
Source: RefSeq, a predicted model, not a curated record